Messenger RNA from Adineta ricciae, 1152 nucleotides. Lineage: Eukaryota; Metazoa; Rotifera; Eurotatoria; Adinetida; Adinetidae. The record is from the annotation of a GenBank genome assembly.
AUGAUCUUUAAUAUCGCCCUUAGUUUGUUGCUGCUUGCUUCAUGGACACUCGCUGAUCCAUCGGUGCCUGAUCUUGAUUGUUCAUCAUUCACAUCAGACAAAGAUAUCAUUCGAACAUUUCCAUUUCGUGUACUGGUCAAUCCACCACCAUCUACAUAUCCUAGCUUCAGUAGUUAUGCUGUAGUUACUGAUCAAGGUCAAGUCAUAGAAUUGAAUUUUACGUCUAUAAGCAAUAUUCCAUUAUCUGUGUUCUGUUUGAAAAGUUUACGAUCGUUAUCUAUACAAUACGGAAGUAAUUUAGUUAUACCACCAGAAAUUGCGCGUCUGUCCGGUACUCUGAAAGUAUUUAAUCUAAUUGGUGUAUCUCGUUUAUUCACUCUCCCAACUGAAUUAUUUCAAGUUACUGGUCUACAAACUUUGACUAUUUUCGGAUGUGGUCUUGCGACUCUACCAGAAGAGAUUGGACAAUUGAAGUUUCUGAGGAACAUCGUAUUAAAUUCUAGUCAACUUCGAUCAUUACCGGCUAGCUUAGGCAAAAUGCUGUCUCUUUAUCGACUAGAAGUAGAUAACAAUGUUCUACUCACUUCGCUCAAUGCUCUUAAUGGAAAUCGACAAUUAAAUUGGUUGAGUGCAUCAGGUUGUGCUAUUGAUCAGCUACCAACAAAUCUAACAAAUUUACAAUAUAUUACAGCAGUGUCCGAAUUCCGUGAAUUACUAACUCAUGAGGAAUUCAUGAAUCCUAUUUUUCUCCUACAAUUACCUUUAUUCAUAGGAUCUUUAACAACCUUACUCUUAAACGCAAUCAAGCUAUUUAACAAAUCUGCUAAAUCCAAGGAACCCAAAGAACCCAAAGAAUCCAAGGAAUCCAAAGAAUCCAAGGAACUCAAAGAAUCCAAGGAACCCAAGGAAUCCAUGGAACCCAAAGAACCCAAAGAAUCCAAGGAAUCCAAGGAAUCCAAAGAAUCCAAGGAACUCAAAGAAUCCAAGGAACCCAAGGAAUCCAUGGAACCCAAAGAACCCAAAGAAUCCAAGGAAUCCAAAGAAUCCAAGGAACUCAAAGAAUCCAAGGAACCCAAAGAACCCAAAGAACCCAAGGAAGUCAAGGAACCCAUAGAACCCAACGAAGUCAAGAAACCCAGGGAAGCAUCUUGA